Molecule: messenger RNA, 270 nt
Organism: Ceraceosorus bombacis
Lineage: Eukaryota; Fungi; Basidiomycota; Exobasidiomycetes; Ceraceosorales; Ceraceosoraceae
Source: the annotation of a GenBank genome assembly
CAGGUGAUCAUCCACGAUUGUACCCCACUCGAUGAUCGCCCUUCUGACAUCCUCGCACUCACCGCUCACCUCACUUGCUGGUUUCACCGGAUCAGCUUCGCACAGGCUGACCGAACAUACCUUUGCCGCCGACCUGCGAGAGUCGUCACGAGACUCUGACAAUCUGCUUUUGCCAACAGGGCGGCACAUCAUUGCUCACAGGCUGUCAUCUUGGCGUCGCUGCUUCACUCUUGUUGCAGUCGGUGAGGCUCAGCCAAGAAUCUGAGUCAA